GUAACACCCGCCCAACAUGUCGAUUAUGGAAUAUAACGGUGGCUCCGUGAUCGCCAUGGUGGGGAAGGACUGUGUCGCCAUUGCCUCCGAUCUGCGACUAGGAAAUCAGGCGCUGGGCAUCUCCUCCAACUUUCAGAAGAUCUUCCCCAUGACCAACCGAAUAUUCUUGGGUCUUCCCGGACUUGCGACAGAUGUAACAACAUUGAAGGAGACGUUCCGCUACCGUGUAAACAUGUUCACCAUCAAGGAGGAACGCGAGAUCGAGCCCGAGACCUUCGCCCACCUCGUCUCCUCCACCCUCUACGAGCGCCGCUUCGGCCCCUGGUUCAUCGAGCCCGUCAUGGCCGGGCUUCAGAAGACGCACGACGGCAGCUACAAGCCGUACAUCGCCGCGACGGACCUCAUCGGCUGCCUGAACUUUGCGAAGGACUUCGUCGUCGCGGGCACCGCGAGCACCAAGCUGUUCGGUGUGGCGGAGGGCCUGUGGGAGCCGGACCUGGAGCCGGAGGACUUGUUCGAGACGAUCUCGCAGACGCUGCUGAACGCGGUCGACCGGGACGCGUACUCGGGUUGGGGGGCGGAGGUGUACGUUCUGACGAAAGACAAGGUUAUCAAGCGCACGCUCAAGGGUCGUAUGGACUAGUUCGUAUCAUGUAUCGUCACAUCAUGUCCAUUCUCGCUUUCGAUUGCAAGCUAUGCACAUAGGCGCGAUGAGCGCAUUGAUGCG
Messenger RNA from Dichomitus squalens LYAD-421 SS1, 727 nucleotides. Its product is annotated as N-terminal nucleophile aminohydrolase. The record is from RefSeq and is a predicted model, not a curated record. Gene Ontology annotation, biological process: proteasome-mediated ubiquitin-dependent protein catabolic process. The coding region runs from base 17 to 643 and encodes 208 amino acids. Gene Ontology annotation, cellular component: proteasome core complex; proteasome core complex, beta-subunit complex. Lineage: Eukaryota; Fungi; Basidiomycota; Agaricomycetes; Polyporales; Polyporaceae. The transcript has 5 exons.